This is a messenger RNA of Diaporthe citri, 1428 nucleotides long. RefSeq lists its product as uncharacterized. The record is from RefSeq and is a predicted model, not a curated record. Gene Ontology annotation, molecular function: oxidoreductase activity. The transcript is spliced from 4 exons. The coding region runs from base 1 to 1428 and encodes 475 amino acids. Lineage: Eukaryota; Fungi; Ascomycota; Sordariomycetes; Diaporthales; Diaporthaceae.
AUGUCUACACAGACUCAGAUCAUCUCCAGCAACAUGGACACCGAGGUUUCAGGACCAGUAGUCCUGAGCGGCUCCGACAAGACUGUUGAUCAGAUUCGCGAUAGCAUCGACUUCACCUCGGCCGACAAUACUGAGAUUAAGACUGCCCUGGAGGGUUUCAAGGCAAAGGAGCUAAAUGGGCCUGCGGUCGAUGCCAGCACAUUCAUUCUUCCUACUGUUGGACCUCGACUCGAGGCUAUCGCUCAAAACCUCCACAGCGGCACAGGGUUCUCCAUCCUCCGUGGCUUCAAUACUCAGAAGUACACAGACGAGGACAAUCUGAUAAUUUUCUUGGGUCUUGGUAGCUACAUUGGCUCCCAGCGUGGCGCUCAGAACAAGAGCCGGGUGAUGAUCUCGCAUAUCACCGAUGCCAAGGGGUGGCAGGAUGUGCCCCCUGAGAAGCGACACGGAAUCCACACAAACUCGGCGCUCCCAUUCCACACCGACAUGGGAUGCGAAGUCCUGACUCUGCUCUACCGGCAGGUCGCUGCCCACGGAGGUGCUACAUCGCUCGCUUCGGCAGCAGCCAUCUAUGACGAUCUCUUGAAGCAGCCCAAGAUUCUCGAGACACUCCAGGCUGCCAACUGGCCCGUCCAGCUUAGUGUGAAGAACCCCGUUUUCAAGGAGAUGCCUCUGCUCGCCCACCAUGAAGGCCAUGUCAUUAGUGAGAUCUACACUUUUGCGGCGUUCCCAAUCCCGAAUGAGUACAUCACUGACAUAUUUCCAGUCUCUGCCGACCCGGGCCGUCUCGGCCUUCACCCUGCAACGGCCGAGAAGCCCUCUGAAGGUUCCAGACUUAAUGAAGCACAGCUGAAAGCCCUCAAGAUUCUGAAUGAUCUUGCUGAGAAGCACGCCGUCUCUAUCCCGGCUCGACCUGGGGACAUCCUGUUCAUCAACAACCUGGCCGUUCUUCACAAGCGGGACUCUUACGUCGACGAUGAUAGCGACGCCGACUCCGACGCCGACGCCGACACUAAGAAGACGAACGGCACGGCCGCAGACGAGCAAGUCUCUACCUCCGAGGCUGAUCCCAAGGACUCUAAGGACGACCCUAGCGCGGCGGAGUCCCCGAUCGACUCCGAGCACAAGGACACCCCCGAGAAGGACGACAAGGCCAAGGCAGGAGGAGACAAGCUCCCCACCGCCGAUGACACCAAGCGGCGCUGGCUGAUGCGGCUGUGGCUGCGGAACGAGAAGCUGGGCUGGAAGAUCCCGGAUGCGAUGAAGCUCCCCUGGGAGGCGGCCUAUGGGAAGGACGUUGGCCGGCUCAUCACCCCGAAGUACGACCCGUCGCCUCAGCCGGAUUACAAGGAGCCCAGGUACACCUCUGGUACUGCCGCUUGGCUCAUUGAGGACGAGGAUGAUGAGGCUUGGAUGCACCUGGGUUGA